UUUAAUGUCUCAUUUUUUGUUCUACAUUGUACAGUUUCCAUUAAAAAAAAAUCCAUAGUUUGGAAAAAAAUGUGUUUUUUUUUUCAAGUGAUGUAUUAUGCCAAAUUUUACUAUAAUACUUAAUUCAAAGAAAUAAAGAGCUCUUCUGAAGCAAUACAACAAUAGAAAUAGCCGUAAUUCAUCUAUAACCAACAAAAAAAUCUGUCUGUGAUAGCAUUGACGUACUAUGCUGGACAAAAAAAUGGGAAACGGCCUUUAUUAGUUGUUAGUAAUGUUCCUGGCAUUUUGAUAUUUUAGAGCUUUCGAAAAGUCAAAUUUGACAUUAAAACCUGCUUUCCAGUGAAUUUUCCGGAAAUGUUAAAAUUUAAUGUCUCAUUUUUUGUUCUACGUUGUACAGUUUCCAUUAAAAAAAUUCCAUAGUUUGGAAAAAAAAUGUGUUUUAUGCAAGUGUAUUAUGCCAAAUUUUACUAUAAUACUUAAUUAUGGAGUGUUUCAAACAUUAAAAAACUUAAUUAAAAACGAAAUUCGACCGCAGAUGGAGCUGCAUUCAUUUAUCAUUACAGUUUUCUAUUUAAUUUUAAUAAUUGACAUUUGACAGUUUUGAUAAUGGAUAGUCUGUGUUUAUUUUAAUUAUUUAUUUUUUACGGUUAGUUAUUUUAUAAUAAAUAUUUCUUUCCUGAACGAAAUGAGAGUGAAAAACUUAUAAUACCGUUGUGAUAUAAUAUCCAUUUAAUUAAUUUAUAAAAAAAACCCAGUGAGACUUAAUGGCAUUGAACACCAUCUUCUUCAAGUGUUUACAUCUGAAAAUGUGCAAUCGUCCAUUGUUUCAAUUCACAAUUAUUUCUCUACAUGUGUGAGAAAUGACAUGAAACACGUGAGCACCCAACUAUUUAUAUAGAAAAAAAAGGGCUUCCACUUGUCCAUUUUGCAUUGUUUUACAACAGAAUGCAACACUUUGAAUUGCUCAAGUAAAAUGGCAGCGUCUGCAACAGCUAUUGAGGAGUUUCUAGGGGGUCCUUUAGUUACCUGGCUUGCAACAUGUGUGAGAAAACCUGAAACGUUACAAGUCUAUGAUACUUUUUUUGAUGGCAGUCCUAUCACAGAAGUGCUCUUACAAAUCGACCCUGAACCGCUACAACCAGUGCCUUCACUUUCAAACUUCCAGGGCGUUAAUAUUACAUUUGCGAGGAUAAAGAUAUUUAACAGCAUUAUUCGAAACAUCAAGAAUAUUUAUGAGGAAGAAUUGGGCCAGAUUGUGAUCUCAUUACCCGAUUGCGUGGCUUUAGGCCGCUCCCCUGCUUCCGAAACGUCAUUAGAACAGUUAAAACUCCUCGUCCUUUUGUUACUUGGUUGUGCCGUCCAAGGCCCCACAAAAGAACAUUUCAUUUUAAAAAUCAAAGAACUUCCCGUUGACACACAACAUGAUAUUGUCGAGUGUAUCAAACAGGUCACUGAUGAUCAAACUAUUGUGCUCACUUUGGAUCARUCSGAGCAUUCAUCACAAAAAUUGUACAAUCAUAUUCGUACCUUGACCAGUGAAAGAGACAAAUUGUUGAAUCAAUGGAUGUCAGAUUUGGGCCAAGAAAUUCCACUUAAUAGUCCGAGUAGUUCGGCGGUGGAAGUAGUCGAGUCGAAUCAUUUGGCUGUUGAAUUAGCUGAUUGGAAGGCGAGGCUGAGGAAACAGCGUCAAGAGUUGGAAGAAAAGACCGAAUUAUUGGCAGAAUGUCGGGAAGAACUCGAACAUGCAACCGCUUUAGUGUCAAAAUUAAAAACCGAGAACAGCGACUUGAUGGUGGAAGCGAGACGCGCCAAAGUCUACCAAGACGAAAUGGAUGCGAUGCGCGAGCGAGUCGAGCGAGCUGAUCGUCUAGAAUCGGAAAUUCAACGUUACCGUGAAAGACUGGCCGAUGCUGAAUUCUAUAAAGUUCGCGUUGAUGAACUACGAGAGGAUAAUCGAGUUCUUUUAGAAACACGAGAAAUGUUGGAAACACAACUCGCCAGAGCGAGGCAACGAGCUGAACACGUUCUAGAACUCGAAGCCGAACUCAUGGCUAGUAAACAAAAUUUCAACGAAAUUUUACUCGAAAGAGACGCCGCCAAAGAAAAAAUCCAAGAACUCAUCGACGAAAACCUCCAAUUGCAACAAGUAACAAAAGCCGCGUUGCAAGAAACGAGUACUUUGAACGCUGCUGAUUUGGAACAUGACGAAACGAAUUCUGGUGAUAAUAGUUUAUCGGAACAACUCACAAACAACGCUCAAGCACGUGCCUUGAAACUCGAAUUGGAAAAUAAAAAGUUAUUAUCAACGAUUGAUUCGCUCAAAGAACGAAGUUUCCACGAAAAUGCAAACAAACUACUCGAUCUGGAAAAGGAGAAGAAGAAACUUAUUCUAAAAUGUGACCAACUACAGGAGAAUUGUGACCGAUUGACACAACAGAACGAAGAACUUGAGAAUUUAUUCAAAAACGCCAUGCAAGAAAAUCGAAAAUUGCAAGAUAACAUCGAUACGAUUAAAGUCUUGUCUGAGAGACACGUUCAAGAUUUGCAAAAUGAACGCGGGAAAGUUUCCGAACUUGAGAAAAAUAUUGAGUCGUUAACGAAGGAAAAACAAAGGGUUCAAGUGUUGUGUGAUACGAUUAAGAAGAGAGCAGACAAUGCGGAAAAAUCCUUGGGACAAAUAUCGGAUCAGUUACAAAAUACACAAACACAAGUGCAACAGUUGGCACAACUGGAGCAACUUUCGAACGAACAGAAAGACAAAAUCGUGGCAUUGGAAAAAGAAAAUGCUAAUGUACAGAAAGAUGUGAUUAAAUUUAAAGAAUUGCUCGAGACCAAAGAUGUGAAACUAGACGAAGCUGUAGUAGAAUCGAAAAAACAAGAGAAAGACUUACAAAAACUGACGAAAGAAAUCGAAAAUCUCCGUUCCCAGCUUGAAAAAUUGCAAGAAUUCGAACAGAAAGCACAAGAACUGUCAUCGCAAACUUCCGUAUUUGAGGAAACAAUUUCAACAUUACAGAAAGAUUUGAUCAACGAAAAAGUGAACAACGAAAAAUGUAAAAGCAACUUGGAGAAAAUUUCCCUCAAUUUGGAUAUUUUAGAUAGUGAUAUUGACACGAUCGUUAGUCACAUGUUGAAUAAUGCGAAAAUAAAAAAAAUACUUUGUUCGGAAAAUCGUCAGAACGACGAAAACGACGGAAAUAAACAAGACGAAAACGUUGUUGCCGAAUGCGAAAAACUCAAAACCGAAAUACUCAAUUUUCAGAAUUUUAACGAAGCUUUACAAGCGGAAAAUGCAAAAUUGCAGGUCGAUAUUGCAACAUUGAAAUCGCAAGUGCAUUCGUUGCAAACGCAACAGACCGCUUUGCAGUUGGCCAAUAGCCAACUAGUGGCGGAAAAAGACGAGUUGUCCAAACAGCAAAAAAUCCAAAAUACUCAACACGACACUCUACUCCUGGAUCAGAUUACUCUUCGUUCAUUGCACGAACAAUUGACCACCGAAUACGAACAGUUGAAAGCUGAACAAGAAUUGUUGAAAAAACUCAACCGGGAUCUCAGAUCUGAAGUGCGCACUUUGAAAGAGACAAAUUCGGGUCAGAAAGAGCGAAUUUCCGCUCUAGAAGUCGAAAAAGAGUCGUUGAAAAACGGCGCGAAGAGUUUAGGAGUGCUGCGAGCAGAACAUUCGAAAUUAAAGGAUGAUUUUCGGAAUUUAUUUACGGCGAGUGAACGACUGAAAGUCGAGUAUAGGAACGUUCAGGAGGAAUUGAAAAAUGUUAGGACUGAAUCGAGAACGUUACGUUUGGGACAGACUGAAAUGCAAGGGGAAUUGAAUUCGACAUCCGAUCUUGUAGCAGGACUACAAUUGGAAAAUGCCAAGUUGCAACAGAAAUGUGAUGUAAGUGAUUUUUUGUUUUCUGUGACUGAGACUAAUACUUACGUAUUUAAAAAAUAGUUGACAAUUGUGUUU
This is a messenger RNA of Tribolium madens (black flour beetle), 3964 nucleotides long. Its product is annotated as protein Daple-like. The record is from RefSeq and is a predicted model, not a curated record. Bases 974 to 3949 code for a protein of 991 amino acids. The transcript is spliced from 10 exons. Gene Ontology annotation, biological process: cytoskeleton-dependent intracellular transport; cytoplasmic microtubule organization. Gene Ontology annotation, cellular component: centrosome; cytoplasm. NCBI's taxonomy places the organism in Eukaryota, Metazoa, Arthropoda, Insecta, Coleoptera, Tenebrionidae. Gene Ontology annotation, molecular function: microtubule binding; dynein light intermediate chain binding.